This is a messenger RNA of Mucor mucedo, 1985 nucleotides long. Its product is annotated as kinase-like domain-containing protein. NCBI's taxonomy places the organism in Eukaryota, Fungi, Mucoromycota, Mucoromycetes, Mucorales, Mucoraceae. The record is from RefSeq and is a predicted model, not a curated record. The transcript is spliced from 5 exons. Gene Ontology annotation, biological process: protein phosphorylation. Gene Ontology annotation, molecular function: ATP binding; protein kinase activity. Bases 129 to 1877 code for a protein of 582 amino acids.
UUUUUUUUUUUUUUUUUUUUUUUUUCGUAGCUUAUAAACUCUUUUUUAGAUUUAAUCUCUUUUUUUUUUUUUUUCUUCUUUAUUAUUCCCCCCCAAAAAUAAUAUAUAUAUAUAAUACAACAUUAAAAAUGCUUGCACAAAUAAAAAGUUUAUUUAAACCAAAAAGAUCCGUUGCUAAAGAAUUAUCAGCGGAGGAGAAACAAAAGAAUAAGGAUGUGGCCACUCGUAUUGUUCAAGAAGAGAAGCAACGUAAGACGGUCUUACCUCAAUACCCUGGUUUAGAACGUUACGAUAUCACAGAAAAGAUUGGCGAAGGCGCGUUUUCAUAUGUGUUUAAAGCCAGAGAUACAAUGACGGAUAAGGAAGUAGCCAUCAAAGUAGUCCGAAAGAGAGAAUUGGAUGCAUCCGAGACUGGCAAAUCGCAUUUACAUCCAAACAUGAAGAAAAAGACAAAGGCUACAGAACGAGCCAAUAUUCUUAAGGAAGUACAAAUCAUGCGUAACAUGCAGCACAAGAACAUUGUCAAGCUUGUUCAGUUCUCCGAAUCAGAUGAUUAUUACUUUUUGGUGUUGGAAUUAUGUCAAGGUGGUGAACUCUUUCAUCGUAUUGUCGAAUUAACCUAUUUCAGUGAAGAUCUUGCCAGGCAUGUCAUUGUUCAAGUCGCUGAAGGUAUUCGUUAUCUUCAUGAAGAGUGUGGUGUUGUACACCGUGAUAUAAAGCCCGAGAAUAUUCUCUUUGAACCCAUUCCAUGGACAAAGCGUACAGGUGUAGACAAUCCCUUUGGCGAUGAAGACAAAGUGGAUGAAGGUGUGUUUAUAGAAGGCACAGGGGGUGGUGGUAUUGGUGUUGUCAAGCUUGCAGAUUUCGGACUUUCCAAAGUGAUUUGGGAUAAUUCUACACUCACACCUUGUGGUACCGUGGGUUAUACCGCACCAGAAAUCGUGCGCGAUCAAAAAUAUUCCAAAUCCGUUGAUAUGUGGGCCAUUGGUUGUGUCUUGUAUACCAUUCUCUGUGGUUUCCCUCCAUUUUACGAUGAAUCCAUUCGUGCUUUAACUCAUAAAGUAGCGCGUGGUGAUUACACUUUCUUGAGUCCCUGGUGGGAUCCUAUUACACCUGCUGCUAAAGACCUCAUUACCAAUCUUCUCAACGUCGACCCUGAAAAACGUUACACCAUCGAGGAAUUCUUUCAACAUCCUUGGGUUACCAAGUCACAAUUUCCUCCUCCUCGUCCUGUGGUUGAAACAGAACAACAACAUCAACCUGCUGAACUCAAAACAAAGUCCAAUGAUCCUCGUACAUUGGCUAUGAAUAAUGCUGCUGCUAAAGCCGCUGCUGCUCAACAAGAACAGAACAGACAGAGUCAAACGAACUAUGCUCCUACCACGCCUAAUGGUAAACCUGCCAAAAGAACAGAUGUCUUUUCUCCCGGUAUUACUUCCAUCAAGGAAAUUUUGGAUAUUACUUAUGCCGUACAACGUAUGGGAGAAGAAAAGAAGAACAAGCGUGCCAAUACACCUGGUGGUACAGCGAUGAAUCAACCUCAUCCUUUUGCUGGUGGUUAUGACUCCAUCUCGGAAGAAGAUGAUGAAGAAGAAGAGGAAGAGGAUUCAGAUACGAGUUCCAAUAACGAACAUCAUCCUCAUAUCAAUAAUGGAAUUCAAAGAGAGGUGAUGGCUAUGGCAGAACAAAUGGUUCAUGAUGGUAAAGGAAUUGCACCUGGUGCUUAUACGGUAACAGCUGAACAAUUGCAACAACAACAAAAGACCUUGGAAGCUCCUUUAGCUACACCCACUACAAGGAGAAGACGUAAUUUGUUUGAAUUGGAUAUGAACAAUGCAACCUUGUUAAAGAAUAGACGUGUCCACUUACAUGAUUAAAAAAAAAAAAACCCCUCCCUUUCCUCCCUUUUUUUAUAAUAUUCCCCCUCAAAGCACUUUUCUCAUCAUUGUAAAUGUCUCUCGCCCACACUUAUUCAUGUAUAACCC